GCACCGUACUUUGUAGCGCACUCACAGCCCAGCCUGAUAAAUGAUAAGCCACAAUGAGUCAUAGUACUAGAGAAGAGGAAUAUUACAAAAUGGCGGCCAUGAAAACGAACCUAAACAUCGCAGAUUAUGCUGUGAUCUUUUCCAGCUUGAAUUGACGGGAAUGAAAACUUCGAAAUAAGGAUUACUGUGAUCAACAACAGUGCAUUUCACGUGGACAGUGUGUAUAUGUUUGCCGUGCUAUUAUAUAUUAGUAAUAAAGGAAAACGAAACGUAAAAUCUACACGAUGAUAUUACAAUUUACAGUUUAAUAUAUAUUUUCACGUUAUGUCGUAAGUGUUAAACAGCCACACAAGUUUACACCAACAUUUUCAUAUAAUCUGUUUGUUAACGGCAGCUUCGUUUUAGUUGUACAUGUGAUAUUCGUGAAAACAACAUUUACGUCACAACAUCUUCAUGCUUUGACGUUUUUUGUUCUUCCAUCCACCCGUCAUAUGAGAUUUCAAAUUUGUUUAAACACAAACGAACAAGUUUUAAAUUCAUUUAAAACAACGAACAAGUUUGGAAUUCUUUUAAAAAAACACGAAAUAACCACGACGAUAUUGCCAGAGGGGUCUUAUUUCACACAUUGACAAAUAUACACAUGCGUUUACGUCACAUUUUCUGAAGGACGUCGACGUGAACGUGAUGGAGACGGGUGCCAGUAGUGGGGAGCAGAGCCCGCCUUACAGCGACAACGCCGUCGCCGACUGGAACUGGACCACCCACCUGAACACAGAAACCAGUGCGGAUUUAUGCGCCCUUGUGGAGGACAAGGAGAUAGCUGCGCGCGCAGUGGCGUUCGUUGUGAACAGCACGCGUAAAGGGAUUGUACCUUUGUGCGCAGACGUCGCCAAUCUUAUGCGAUCAAAACAAUGCCUCGAGCGGAAGUUGCAGCUGAUACGCCGGGAGAACGCCACUUUCCGGUCCUCGAUGAGCGGCGGCUCUGUGCCCAGCCAUUCCAUGAGUCCCACGCCGCCGUCACUGAGCCUGUACGCCGAGCAGUGCAUUAAGUCGCUGCAGGAACAUAGUCUGCAGAAACAGGACCACUUCCGGUCGAGUUCCCGCUGCAGCAACAGCUCCAGCACCUACAGCUACUCCCCGAAACUCGAGUCCGGACGCUCCACGGUUUACACGUUCUCCCCCCGGGCCGAUAACCCGAGGGUGGGGGCGCUACGACCGCAGGGUGUGCAGCUGUCGCCCGCUAGCAGCAUUGAGAGCCGGAAGCACUCGCCAAGAUUUAUGCGUUCCGCUUUUCACGAGUCGCAUGGUCAGGAAAACGCUAGCACGCGUGUGGAAAGGAAAUCUACAGACGAAACCGACGACAUUGGUGCAGAUAUCGACCUCACGAUUGACAUUGUGAAAGACUUCUCAAGCGAAAUAUUUAAUAACAUCGAAAAGCUAAAUAAACGAACGAGCAUCGCAGCAGAGGAUGCCAAAUCCGGUGACGCCGGAAGUGACAAUAAGGGCGGUACAAGUCAAUCGAACACGAGUCUGCAUUUUGAAAACGAGACUGAAACCGAGAGUGUGACGCGUGACGCAUCGAUGCGAAACAAGAAAGCGAUUGUGAAAGAAGACUUAAAGGGAGACUCGGUUGCGAUGAGUGCGGACUCGAAACCUGGCGCUACUUCCGGCUGCACGGGCGCUCGAGCUCCGGCGGAAAUGACGCUGCUUGAACGACGACGGGUAUCUUUACCUGAGAUCACGGCCAUGCCGAACAUGCGAGCCAUCAAAAUAAGACCCAAACAAUCGAAGGAAAUCCAGUGUUCAUUGGACCAAACGAGCGGAGACCAAUCGCUGGAGGAACGCUUUAUGAAAUCUGUCCGUCUGAACGCUCGUCUGGAGGAUGAACUUCGCGCCGCCCGGAGGCAGAUUGAACAACUCCGCUCCGCCCUCGCAGAUGUGCAGAACAACGAUUCUCUGACCAAGUCUUACGGUCGUGCUGACGACGAGCGUGGUCUCUAUGACAACGGUUACUAUACCAGCAGCAAUCGCACCUCGCGGACUGGCUCCGAGCACGAGAGGAUAAGUUUGUUCCAAAAGCCUUCUGGGGGCAGGGAAGUUGAGGCAGUGGGCCCCGGUCCUGGCGCCCUGCCUCAGUGCAAAUGCAAGGGAUGCCAGGACGCGCUGGGCAGCGACGAGGAUCUAGUUCUCUUCUCAGACCUCAGCGUCGAAGAAUCAAAACGUUAUCCCGUCAACAACAAGCUUGAUGUCAAACUGAACGAUCACGUGACAGUAAAGGGAGGUCACUCCGGCUACAUCCGGUACAUCGGUCACGUGGACAACGCUGACCAAUCGCAUACCGUUUUAGUGGGAUUGGAGCUGGAGACCGCAGAUGGAGACUGCGACGGAACUAGCCUUGGCAAACGAUAUUUCUUCUGCAAAAAGUCCCACGGUCUGUUCUUGCCGCUUGCAGACAUCGUUAGCAAGUCAAAUAAGAAAGUGCAACUGAAAUCACCAAAAGAAGACGGUGUAAAAUCCAAGAAGAUACAAAAGCGCGGUUCGAAGGACGAAAAGUGAAGCAUAUUUUGAGAUGCAAUAAAUUGCACUUCAUAAGAACUAAAUCCUGUAUCCACGUGAUUGCCAAUUGCACUACAAUAGCAGUUGGUUCAAAUGUGACAUUAACUAGGAAAUAAAGCAAUUGUAGUUUCUUUUACUA
Messenger RNA from Dreissena polymorpha, 2695 nucleotides. RefSeq lists its product as uncharacterized. The transcript has 12 exons. The record is from RefSeq and is a predicted model, not a curated record. Lineage: Eukaryota; Metazoa; Mollusca; Bivalvia; Myida; Dreissenidae. The coding region runs from base 685 to 2556 and encodes 623 amino acids.